Linepithema humile (Argentine ant) is the source of this 6823-nucleotide messenger RNA. The record is from RefSeq and is a predicted model, not a curated record. NCBI's taxonomy places the organism in Eukaryota, Metazoa, Arthropoda, Insecta, Hymenoptera, Formicidae.
AUGCCCUCGGAUGCAUCGGCCGCAGAUCAUCGUCAAGGACGGAAAUCUCUGCAGACAGAAUCUCCAUCAUCGAAAGCCAAACGUGAGCAGAUGCUACGCAACAUCCUCGCUGCCAGGAGGCGACAGAUCCUGAGCCAACGUUCGCACGAUCCACCUCGGCUUCUUUCGAGUCGUACGCCGCGACCUGGUGACACCACCUCGAAAGAUCCUCUGGACAUUCUUGAGAGCCAAGAGACCAGGCACAACAUUUAUGUCACUAGUGCGCGAACGGAAUCGUUAAUAAAAGAAGAAACUUCGCAAUCGUCGAGGAAAUCUGUCGAAAAAGUCGCAUCGAUCGACCUCGAUUCGACGGAAUUAGAGAUCAAACUGCAAACUCCAAAGUCGCCUAAGGAAGAAACUCCGUCGACGUCGGAGAAGUACGAAAGUUUCUCUUCUAUGUCCUCGUCUUUGAUCGCUCCAAUACUAACUAUGUCUACGAAUCAAAAAUCGGGGGACGCGGAAACGCGCAAGAAGAACACCGUCUCGAUGCCGGAGUCGUUGUACAAUCAUUUCCGGCCGGUGGAGAGCAACAUUCCGGUGGAGGAUAUGUCGCAGUUCUUAUACUUCGGCCAGAAGCUCCAGCCGGAUGCGCAGAACGUCACCAGCAGCGGCAGCAACAACAAUUCCGUAGAAACGACAUCGACGGUGCCGACUUCCUCGCGCAGGAGAUAUUCCACGAAGCGAUUCAGCGCGACGAUAGCCGCGCCGAUGGAGGAGAUCGUGAACGACGAGAUGAACAUUGCGCUGGAACGCCGGACGGUCGAGAAGAAUCAAGUGUUGAGGAUCAAGAACACGUUCAGGAGCUCGGGUAGCGGUCUGUACUCCCGGAAGUCGCGACCUACAGCGGACGUCGUGUCCAACAUCAUUCCGGGCAACGAGUCGAGCCUGGUCGGCAGCGGCAGCGAGAUGAACGCGGUGGACGACAAAUUCCGCCGUGACGACCCGUCCGCUCACGCGGAUACCAAGACGCGAGAGGGAGGAACCGCUACCCACGUCGUCGAAGCGGGCACAACGACCCAGAUACCGCGGCAGCGCGAUGACGAGGCUGAAACGAGCGUUGCGGAGAGUGAAAUCAGCGUGAAAUUCACGAACGAGACCGUCGCAGCCUCAAACGGGGUCGCCGAAAAUCUAAAAACAAACGAUUUCGAGAAAGACGACGAGAAGGAGGUCACCACAGUGAAGGCGGAAGCGAAGAAGGCGGAAGAAACGGAGGGCAUGCUAACGGCUGUCGAGAAGACAACUUCGACGUCGCCGAAAUCCAAGUCUCGCGAGAGCGUCGAGACGUCGCGGGCGGCGGAGUCGUCGACGCUGCGAAUCGUGGUGCCGGACGACAGUCUCGCGAGCUUCGCGAUUGAGAACGAGCGGACGCAUCGGAAUACCGUUAAGCAGCAGCCGGUCGAAGAUCCUGUCGCGGAUCGACCGGUUCGCGUGUCAGCCGGCGACGAUGUCGCCCCGAAAUCACUGCCGCUGUCGGCAGCGUCGUCAUCGGCGACGAAGGAGCCAUCCGUACCUGUUGCCGCCGUUGACUCGGAUCAACAGCAGCAGCAGCCGCCGCCGCAACAGCAACAGCAGCAUCCGCAGCAACACGUGUACGCUUACACGAUAACGAACGUGACGCGAUUGUUGCGCAACUACACCGGACCUGGGUUAAGCGACGAGGAAGGGCGAGGAGGAGGAGGAGGAGGUGGAGGAGGAGGAGGAGGAGGAAGAGGAGAUGGUGCUGCUGGUAGCGGUGCCGAGAUAACGAGCGUUGGACCGUCGCGGCAGCAGCAGCAGGAGCGACCGCCGCCGCCGCCGCAGUCUUCUCCUCUUCUGCUUCCUCGUGCCAGUAUAGAGCCGGCGCGAGCGUCGGCGGGACUCAGUGCCGGCGCGACCGUCGAGCCAGCCGCAGCUGCUGGAACGUCGUCCAGUGCUGUUGUCGGCGGCCUGGUGGGGGAACGACCGAGGAAAGUCGUCCCGCAGCAGCAGCAGCAGCAACAACGCGCGACCAGCCAACGGCCGAUCGCGACCUGGUCCACACCGCAGCCGACCGCGACAGCGGAAGACGAUAACGCUACUUUGCCGACGAGGUCCGUCAAAUUGCCGGAGACCGGAAGCAGGGGAUCGGUCAGGUGGAACCACACGAAAUCGCAGACCAGCGAGCAGGAGGGUGCUGACGAUCGCAGGUUCCUCAGGAAGAGCGCGAGCGCGGUGCUGAAUCAGAGAUCAAACGUCAACGACGAACCCUCGUCUCUGGCGACGAAUAAACGUCGCAGGGUGCUGGCUUCUCAUAGCGGGCUGUCGUCUUCCAAUUCUAAUAGCAGGAGGGUGAAGUCCGGCGAUCGAGAGAAAGUCGACGGUGCUAAGGACAAAUUAGUAGCGAACGAUCGAUCAUCGAACGGGACGGUCGCGAGACGCGGGAAAGGCGUGGACGACGAUGAAGUGCCGAGCAUCGGUUCUCUUCGGGAAGUCGCGCGUGCCAGCGGGGUGAACGAAGUGCCGGGUGACAGCAGUCCGUCGGAGACCAACGUCAUGGGGAAUUUGAAUCGAAAUUCGAGCGCGAUCGACGAGACGAUAGACGCGACCGAUCCGUCGAUUGCCGUCGAUGCGGCGAUGACAACCGACGCGGAGAAGUCCGACGUUCUUGCGGAAAAGAUGAUUACCGCGCCGAGUGUGAACGAUUGGGACAAUAUUGAAGGCGAUGCUGAAGAUGCUCAAGGUCUCGUGAUGUCGGGCAAAACGAGUGACGCGAAUGCGACGGCAGAUAGCGUCGUCGCGACGACCGUGACAGUGACCGAGCGGGUCGACGAAACAGUCGCGACGACAAUUACGACAACAACAACGACGACAACGACGACGCCAACGCCGACACCGCCGGCGCCAGUUUUCCCGGUCACGCCUCGAAUAUUGACAGAAGUGGAAAAAGCUGCCGUCGCUCCGGAAACUUUCACUUCGAGGCCGUCGGACGCCGCGAAGGCGCCAGAAGUGAGUAAUCUGGAUCCCUCAGAGAUCCAAAAGAGGUACCGAGCUAAGGAUGCGACGACAACGACGACGACGACGACGACGACGACGACGACGAUUCCACCGAUACAGAAUAACACUCGUCUUUCGAACGGUACCUUGAACAGAAAACCGGAAAUGCCCACUUUGUCGACGUCUACGGUAAUGGAGAACGGAAAACGCGUAUCCGGCGAAAGAUCGCCGGAAGUCCGAGCUCGUAAUUUGUCAGACAAAUCGAAGGACAAGGACGACGUGCUGCCGAUCAUGCAUCUGUACAACACGUCGGAUAUUUUCAACGGUAGCGGGCCGAUGGACGGGUUCGCCCGCGGCACGGAACAACCGCGGGUGGUGCUUCCGGUGGAAACUGAGUCGCGGAACGAAGAGACUCCUGUGACAACGGCGACAACAACGACGACAACGGAGAAGACGCCUGAGCCGCCAGUAACAAUCACCAGCCCGACGGAAAUCGGCGCGAGUGCAUCGACCACCGUUCCUAUUCUCAAAGUCAAGGAACCUACCGCGACACCGAGUUCCCGGAAGGAUAAACACGAGGAAAAUCGCAACUCUCAGGACACCACUGCCUCUCCGGUGUCCAAAGGAUCCUCCUUUGCGCCCGCCGCCAACAGAACGAGGUACAGGCCCGCUUAUCACUACUCGAUCCCGCCGGAAUACAACGGCACAAUGUACCACCCCGGCGGGCUCAACAGGACUUUCUUCGAGGCCGACGGGCCCGUCGCGGUGAGCCCGCGGGAGUCGAUGAACAUCAGUGAGGUGAUAUCGAAGCGGCACGACGGUGACGUGAUUGCCACCCAGGAAACGGUUGCCGUGGUCAGCUACAUCCUGGCCACUCUCGUUGUCUUUCCCAUCGCCGUCGGCGUCGGGCUCAUUCUCAGAAGACUGAUACUUAGGAAUCGUAAGGUGCUCGAAGAGUCGGACACGUCAUCGGAGAUAAGCUGCAGGAAGGACGCUCUUAAUCUCGAAAACGGCGAUUUCAAGACCUCCAUCGAAAAGGCGAUCACGAAGCUACCGAGGAUACAACACUUGUGUCACGAAGCUGAGAAGCCGCCGCCUCCGCCGUCCCAGGAAUCCAGAUGGGAGUUUCCUAGAGAUAAGCUUAGAUUACAGACAGUCCUUGGGCAAGGAAACUUCGGCCAGGUGUGGAAGGCCGAAGCUGACGACUUGACAGGUCAUCAAGGCACGACUCGGUUAGUAGCAGUGAAAACGGUCAAGGAAGGCGCUUCCGAUCGAGAAAAAGAAGACUUGGAUCGAGAGCUCGAAAUCAUGAAGCAAUUGGGCAGUCAUCCGAACGUCGUGACACUUUUGGGCUGCUGCACCGAAGAAGAGCCUCAUUAUCUUAUACUGGAGUACGUCAUGUACGGCAAGCUGCUCGCGUACCUGCGCGAUCACCGUACUAGGCAGUACUUUUACAACUUCAGCGAGGAUUCCGCGGCCUUAACUUCCAGGGAUCUCACGGUUUUCGGAUACUGCGUGGCCAGAGGCAUGGAAUAUCUUGCAUCGAAAAAGAUCAUCCACCGCGACCUCGCCGCCCGAAACGUCCUCGUGGAUCACAACAAGCUUUGCAAGAUCGCAGACUUCGGUAUGUCGAGGUUCGCCAACGACGACGGCGAAGUGAUCGAGACCAGGCACGGCAGGAACGCCUUGCCGAUCCGCUGGAUGGCCCCCGAAUCAUUAAUCUACUCCCUCUUUACGACGAAGACCGACGUCUGGAGCUUCGGCAUCCUGAUGUGGGAGAUCGUCACUUUAGGUUCAACACCGUACCCGGAUAUGACGGCGCGGGAAGUCAUGCGGAACGUGCACAACGGUUAUCGGCUGGAGAGGCCUUCGCACUGCCGAAGCGAGCUCUUCAGGGUGAUAUCCCGAUGUUGGCACGCCGAUCCCGACCGCAGACCGGAAUUUCAGACCUUACGCAGGGAUCUCGCCCAGCUGCUGGAGGACAACAUGAAUGGACACUAUGUGGACUUGGAGAGUUUCGCUUCCGAGUGCACUGACUGAGGGAAAAAAGCAGAAGAACCUGUUGGCUUGUUCUCGACCGCAUCGGAAAAUCGAUCUCGCGAUGAGACGCGCUUCGCUGUGCGACUGCAUCGAAGGGAUGCGAAGAUUUUCUGAUGUAUUGAUUCCUGAAAGCGAUUUCCUCUUGCGAAUGGAACGGAAUUGGAAUUCCGUUUUUGGAUUAAAAAAAUCGAAUUCCAAGAAAUCCAGGAUAUCUUGUGUUUUUACUGUCGAUGUUCUUAAACUGUAAAAGUUCUCGAAACUUUAUAUCAGACAUACAUUUUCGGUUCUCUACAUUAUUGAAAUACGCUUGAAAGUAUAAAAUCGCUAAUUGCUAAACGCUGAGAAUAUUAAAUUAAAUUAAAUGUCAUAAAGUCGUCUGUGAACUCAGAUUCGUUUAAACUCAUAUUCUACAUAAAUAUCGCUCAUGAAUAAUUGCGAAACACUACAACCACAUAGAUGAUAUCUGAUAGAUGUCACUGUCUAAUUAUAAAAUUAAAAAAUUAUGACGAUACGCGACACUCGGAGCGUUAAUUUAUUACGCGGGUAUGUAACUCGGCAAUAACACCGGUUGUACUUAAGAAUGAAUCUUUAUCUCUGCGUGCUUUUAUGAUUCGUUGAAGUACACAUAUAAGUAAUAACUGUAAUAAUUAAUCAUGCGAUUUUCCUUUUAAGGAAGCACGCAGAACACAGGAACGCUGCAACGCGCGAUGCUGUGAUAAAAGUGACGAAAAUGAAAAAAAUUUUAUAUAAUCGAAAUAUUAAAGAGCAACGGGAGUUUGUAAAGUCCGCAAAAUAUAAGUAUUUUAUGUAGUAUAGUAUUACUGCGUAUGUAAUGUCUUUAGUUGUACGAUGCGCCAUUCGUCAAUCCUUCAAUAUUUACAUCUUUUUCAUUUUUAUUUAUAAACGAAAAAUAUUAUAUCGGACAAUGAGUGUGCACACACGUAUUUUUACGCACUUUUGAGGCUUGCUAUUGCGUAACAUUCGAUAUAAAUUAAUCCAAUCUUAUAGAUCAGGAAAGAUUUUGUACGAUACGAUCAUGAAACAAUAACGGACAUUAUUUUUAAUAAUUUUGCCUAAGUUUUUGGUACUUACUUUAUUCCGAACUAAUUGUUCAUUCUAUCGAAAAUACACAAAAAGAGAAUACAACUUGCGGAAUGACUUGGUUCUUCUUGAAUACUUCAACGAGACUCAAUUCUUGCGUCGCGACAUUUGUACAUAUUGUAUCCCUCGCGCUAUGUAUACAUAAGAAUAUAAAUACAAACAUUAUAUCCGUCGGAAAUCAAACAAAGAUGUCUUAUUCUCCGAGCCGCAUUAAUACUGUAAUAAUAAUAAUUAUUACCGCUUAAUAACUCGUUAUUAGGUAUGUAUAUCUCAUAUUUCCGACCGCGUCCGGCGCGUUUAUUCUUAAUCAUUCUAGUCUUUCGCGACACGUUCUGGGGCGGCGAUUGGUAUCGACAUUCUCUUCAUACUUUGCUUUGAUGAGCGUUGCGAAUUUGCUCGAAAUUGCGAUAUCAAUGAUAUAUUAAUAUAUUGUAAUCGCUCUAGAGAACCGAUUAAAGCCCCUCCACUGUUAGUUGAUUAUUGUAUUAAGUAUUUUUAUCUCGCUAUCCCUUCUGCGACGUCGUUUUUAUUCUUUGAAGCGACUUGGCUACGUCUGUUAUGCGAGACAUCGUUCUCAACUAUAUUGCAUUUUGGGCGUUGCUUUUGCGACAAAAAAAAAUGGUUGCGACCAACACUGUAUGUACACUCGAUUGUAAUAAGAAUUUUUGUCAGUAAACGUUGUGAAAAAAUU